Cannabis sativa is the source of this 810-nucleotide messenger RNA. Its product is annotated as organelle RRM domain-containing protein 2, mitochondrial. The transcript is spliced from 4 exons. Lineage: Eukaryota; Viridiplantae; Streptophyta; Magnoliopsida; Rosales; Cannabaceae. Gene Ontology annotation, molecular function: RNA binding. The coding region runs from base 260 to 658 and encodes 132 amino acids. The record is from RefSeq and is a predicted model, not a curated record.
ACCAAAGUGCGCGGCUUUCAUUUCAUCCUUCCAAAGUAGCUUAUGGGGAGCACAACUGUUUCUUAACUCAUAUAUGAUCAAACCCUAGAAUUGUCAUCAACGUCCUUCACUGAUCGGAGAUCGGAGUCUCGGAGACUAGGAAUUCCGUUUCUCAUUUUCCGGAUUAACCAUUACCUUCACUCACAACAGGCCACAGAAAAAACUAGAAGGUUGUAAGAAAAGGACUUGUUAGAGAGAGUAAUAGGUAUAGUAAAAUAGAAUGGCAUUGUCAUCUAGCUUUCUACGCAUUCUGGGAUCAUCUCAACUUGGUGCCAUUCGUUACAUCUCAACUCUCACAACACCAAAACUUUUCAUCAGUGGACUUUCAAGAUUAACCACAGAUGAAAAGCUGAAAGAAGCUUUUUCUCCUUUCGGUCGGAUUGUUGAUGCCAAAGUUAUAACUGAUAGGGUCUCAGGGAGAUCAAAGGGAUUUGGAUUCAUAACUUAUACCAGUAUUGAAGAAGCUGAGAAUGCAAAAGAAGGAAUGAAUGCCAAGUUCUUGGAUGGGUGGGUUAUUUUUGUGGAUCCAGCCAAACCCAAAGAACCAAGACCUUCUCCUCAACCUCGAACAUCUGAAACGGGUUUCACAUCCAAUAAGACUGUUGGAUGGUGUGGAUGAUUAAUCAUGUUGUGUACUCUUAAUUCUAUAAUUAUUUUGUUGAAUCUAAGAGUAAUUUUUUGAGGUAAAAUAGCUAGAUUUAAUUACCAUGUAUCAUUCCAAAGAAAUGGAUUGCCUCAACAACUUGAAAUGAUAUUCUUGAAUUUUAAGUA